AUGUGUAACACGAUCCUCCUGUCUGUCCCUCGCUCUGUCCCUCGCUCUGACCUCAGCCAAUCAGACACCAGCAGUGAGAAAGAAAACCCCCUCUCCCGGAGACCGUCGUCAUGCCAACCUCCUGCUCAGUUCACCUGCAGGGACUCCGGCUAUGAACCGACCACUUCCACCUCCACCACCACAGCUGCAAACUCCCAUCAGGCCGACCACCACCACCAAACUGUAGACGCAGAUCUGGACUUAUCUCCAGCCAGUCAGAGAGAAGAAGGGGAGGGCUGGGACCGCGAGCAAGCCAAGCGAUUGGAGGAGAGGAACAAGUGGUUUGAGGAGGGGGUCCUCUUCAGGGGGAUGGGCAGCAGGUGGGACUCCAUGGAGCUGAAAAGGGGGAGUGUACCUGUGCCUGUUAUUGAUACCAUGGACUCAGAGGUCAACAGGAAGUGGGUGGAAUUUGAGACUAUGUCAUUUAGGGACAUGAGCGCGCAGUCUCUCAUUGGAGCCCAGGCUUAUCAGUCAAGCACCCCACAGGCAUCACAACCUCUCGUUAGCUCCCAGGUGUAUCAGUCGAGCCCUGAAGAGACCGAACAGUCUGUCACCACUUCACAAACUGAUAUAUCGAGCUUCAAAGAGGCUCUCCCAUCCAUAAAUGGAGCUCAAACUAUUCAAACAAAUAAAGCAGAAGCACUUCAGAAGGAGGCCCUCUCUCUUCGAAAGCAGGUGGAGAGCAUUAAGAGGGAGCGUGCAGCCAUGGGGAUAGAGGUGGACAGCCCGUGUGGCCCCGGGGCCCCCUGUAGGGCCAAACUAGAAGCCACUGAAGUAGCCCAUCGGAAAGCACUGCAGCAGCUGCAGGAGAAACACGCGAGGGAGAUCAGGGAGCUGGAGGAGCAGAGAGAUAGGAUGCUUCAGGAGGAGAGCCAGGCAGCUGCCAAAGCUAUGGAGGCACUGAGAGCAGCUCACAGGGAGGAGCUGGAGAGAGAGGUGGAGAAGGCCAAGAAACUGGCUGGAGGAGUCGCACACGUGGAUGCUUCAUACAGAGCCAACAUGCCGCAGGCAGACAUCUUGCACAGUGAGUUAGAUGUGCUGUCAGAGCGCUAUUCCCAGAAGUGCCUGGAGCUGAGCCGCACAGAGCAGAGCAGCCUGGGCCGAGAGACAGAGCUCAGUCGCAAGGAGAGGGAGCUGGAGCAGCUCAGAAGAGAGAACCAGGAGCUUAAGGCCAAACUGGCGGAAGAGAUCAGCCGCAUGCGUUACUUCAUCACAGGGCAGAGGUCGGGCACAGUAUCUCUUGGCAACACUGAGCGCGCCGCAUCAGAAGUAGAG
This is a messenger RNA of Plectropomus leopardus (leopard coralgrouper), 1314 nucleotides long. The record is from RefSeq and is a predicted model, not a curated record. NCBI's taxonomy places the organism in Eukaryota, Metazoa, Chordata, Actinopteri, Perciformes, Serranidae.